Lindgomyces ingoldianus is the source of this 1340-nucleotide messenger RNA. Its product is annotated as zf-PARP-domain-containing protein. The coding region runs from base 214 to 1059 and encodes 281 amino acids. The transcript has 6 exons. The record is from RefSeq and is a predicted model, not a curated record. NCBI's taxonomy places the organism in Eukaryota, Fungi, Ascomycota, Dothideomycetes, Pleosporales, Lindgomycetaceae. Gene Ontology annotation, molecular function: DNA binding; zinc ion binding.
CCUCUACCUCCGCACACGGCAUCGCCGAGUUCCUUCUGGAGUGCACUACAUUGCCUCUCCUUGUCUCAAAGCGUGGCGCAAGUCAGGCCCAGAACUGUUUGCUUCACUCAUCUUAUAAGCGUCUGUCACGCGUCUUUACCACGAAGACAGCUGUCACUCCACCGUCGCGGCGCAAACAAACAACAACAAUAAGGCUGAAUCUACAACGCAGCUAUGCCGUACCGUGUUGAGCUCGCCAAGCAGGGUCGCGCCGGCUGCAAGAACACAGAGUGCAAGAAGGAAGGUAUCAAGAUCACCAAAGGAGAGUUGCGAUUCGGCACGCUGGUCACCAUUGACGAGCACCAGAGCUGGGGCUGGAAGCAUUGGGGAUGUGUUACCCCGCUUCAAGUUGAGAACCUCAGGGACGAAUCAGGUGGCGAUACUGACAUGGUCGAUGGCUAUGAUGAGCUUGACGCCGCUUCGCAGGCCAAAGUCAAGGAAGCCCUUGAAGUCGGGCAUGUUGCUGAUGAAGAUUGGCGAGGGGACGUUGAGGUGAACCGACCGGGCAUGAAGGGAUUCCGCGUCAAGGCAACCAAGGCGAAGAAGAAGAAGAAAGGAGAUGACGAGGAGGUUGAUGGAAAUCCGGAUGAGAAGCCAGCUCCCAAGAAGCGUGGACGCAAAGCUUCCGAGCUUGAUGGUGAGGAGCCCACUCCAAAGAAGGCCAAGGGUAAAGGCAAGAAAGUCGUCGCCAAGGACGAAGGAGACGAUGAAGAGGUCGCCGAGCCGAAACCGAAGAAAACCAGGGCCAAGAAGGCGGCCGCCAAGAAGGAGGAGGAGGAAGAAGAAGAAGAAGAAGACCACACUAUUGAGGAGGCUGAAUCCAAACCGAAGACGAUGAGGGGAAGGAAGGCUGCCACCAAGAAGGAAGUUAUCGAUGAGGACGAUGAGGCCGAAGAGAACAUCGAGGCUCCAAAGCCCAAGCGGGGCAGGAAGAAGGUUGCUGCUGCUGCUGCUGAUGAUGGCAAGCCAGCUCCCCAGAAGAGGGGCCGAAAGAAGAAGGCUGCGGCUGAGGACGAGUAAUUUGGUAGCAUCCCAUUGCCUUCCAGGACGCCUACUCAAUCCGCCUUCCUCCCUAGUAUAUUUCUGCACACAUCAUAGACACAUCUUCCACAUGUCCCUUGUUAUCUCGGUAUGUGUGAGGGUAACGAGGAGGGAAAACGCGUUCUUCCAAAGGCUUAGGGAUGUUAGCCGAUAUCCGAUUAUUUUUUCUGAGCCUUCCAAAACUUCUUUGUAAUAUAGAUACCCAUGAGCGCUACCAUUUCAUGUAAAUUGUCCGAAUUCGUAAUGUAGCAGGAUAAUCC